Molecule: messenger RNA, 507 nt
Organism: Struthio camelus australis
Lineage: Eukaryota; Metazoa; Chordata; Aves; Struthioniformes; Struthionidae
Source: RefSeq, a predicted model, not a curated record
AUGUCCCAGGCUGGUGGCAGUGCCUGUGCAGAGGACACGUGGCCAGACGCCGAGACCCACUCCAGUACCCUGAGCCGAGGCAGCCACAGGAUUGACUGCAUCAUCUGCUACUCCUCCUACGACCUGUGCAGCCGGCUGCCACGCCGGCUGUACUGCGGCCAUACCUUCUGCCAGGCUUGCCUCAAACGCCUUGAUGCCAUCACCAAUGAACAGCGUUGGAUCCCCUGCCCGCAGUGCCGCCAAAACACGCCCACACCGCGCGGCGGUGUGGCAAUGCUUGACCUGGACCUGGCCACUUUCCUUGCUGUUAAGGCUGACAAGGAGCAUCCCCGGGUGGCUAGCAGGCCCGAGCCUGACUUGGCCACCAAAGGGUCAUGCAAAGAGAAGGUGGUCACCCAGCAGCCUUCGGGGCUGUGCCAAGACCCAGUGCCCCAGGCGCCAUUCCUUCGAAGCGGCUGCUGCCGGCGAUGCCUUUGCUGUGGGGUAACAGCUGCCUUUGAGAGCUGA